AUAGCUUGGUGCAUAAACAGUAGUAAGAAUAUAUGUUUUGUUAAUAUGCCGAAAGGAGUGGAUUUGGGUGGUUUUCCUUUUUUUCUGUUGUGGGGCUGUAUUGCAGUUGUAGUAAUAUAGGGAGGAGUUGAAGACUGCAGUCUCUUUCAACAAUGUCGGCUGUUUCUGUGGAGGUGCGGCGGCUGUUGCCAUGGCAGCACAGUUAGCAAACUCGUCGGGCUAGCAGUCCUCGAUAAAAUGUUGUUGAUAUAAAUAUAUACAAAAAUAAUAGUAAAAAUAUAGAUAUUAAGAAGCAAACGUUUUGGGAAAUGUAGAAAACAAUUAUCGCAGUCUUCAAUGUUGAAUAAUAUUUUCGGGAGUGACGCAUAAGUAUAUCCGAAUCGAAAAAGUAGUCUGUUGUUUGGUAUCUCUCCAGCCUGAGGCAUGUUACAGUCCCAACCUGGUACUGCUGUUGCUAGGAUAAUACAAAGUAGCUCUGUUGUGUUGUGACGGCUGUGGUUUAAAAUGUAUAAAGUAAAUAUAGUUCUGGUAAAUGGUGUAUAAACCUCUUUCAAACACUAUGGGGACUUUUGAAACUGCAGUGGCUGUUUAUUGUGAAGCCGAAGACGAUGACGAAGAAGAGGAGUACUAUGAAUUUGAACCCCUACCUACGUUGUUAGAAGAUGAGGAGAAUGUGUCCCUUGCAGAUAUCCUGUCACUGCGGGAUAGAUGCCUAUUGGAGCAGGAUAUCUGGGCUGUCUGCCUGGAGUGUGCCCACUCCUUGAAGAGUAUCUCCCACUCACCGCUUUUCCACACACUCUGCAUUACCCCCGAUACUUUGGCCUUUAAUGCAAACGGAAACGUGUGCUUCAUGGAACAGCUCAGUGAUGAUCCAGAGGGCGCUUUUGUGCCUCCUGAGUUUGACCGAACAGGAAACACCUUUGAGGCACACAUCUAUUCUCUGGGUUCAACCUUAACAGCAGCUAUUGAAUAUGUCAUAGAGCCUGAACUGGAGCCUGAGCUGAGUCAAGAGCUGAAGAUGAUUUUGGAACAGAUGCAGCUAGAGAAACCUGAGGAUAGACCAGAUAUUGAGACUGUUAUUAGGCUUGGUGAAGGAAAUACAAAAUGUGCCUCAGCAGCUAUUUGUCGUAAACUCUCUGCCAUAGGACGAAGAGUGUUAUCAAUUGAAUCAGUUGCUACUUUUCAAGAUGGUUGUGAAAGUCCAUGGAAGGUAAAAGAGCGGCAGGCAGGUGUGGGACGUGAACUGCAAGAUUAUGAACGUAAUCCAGCAGAUGGAUCUUCUAGCACUGAGGAUCUGGUAUUUGACCCUAAUUUAUUGAAGAAUCAGAUUGCAAAUGUGGUUGAAAGAGAGGGAAAAUGUAUGCAAGAUUUAAUGGGGUCUGUGAAAAAAGACUCCACAGUGCAGAACUCAGUUGAAGAGAGAAAAGAAAAUGAGAAACAGUCUCUAUGUAAUGAGGAUCGAGAUACUUUGAAUCUUCAAUCAGAGCUUGAUACCACAUCCAUAGAGCCAAAGAAAAUGUCUCCAGCCAUGAACCUAAAAUUAGCAAAACUAUCAAAGAAAAAAGACUGUCCUCGAGUUGAAUCAAGUACACCUACAGAACAAACCGCUUCAUCACUUUCAGACUUUAACAAAGGUGUAAUCUCUGUGCAAGAUACCACUAGUUUAAAUCCUAUCAAGCAGACAGAAUCUGGGAGGAUAGCGACUAUACUGAAUCAUUCUAAUUCCUAUCAGAGUACUCUUCCUUUUCUUCCAUUUAAAGCCAGCAGAACUGUGUCUGUAACAGACCUUUCUGAAAUAUUGCCAGAAGAAAAAACUGUUCAUGUUCCUAGUCUUGAAAUAUUAACAGAUGACAGCAGCAGAAGUUAUACAAACCCCUCUGAGCCUUUGCUUCCCCAAGAAGAGAUGCACUUUGAAACAACUGAAUCCUCAGGAUAUUUGCCAGUGAAUAACAAAACCACCUCUUCUCCCGUUGAGGUGGAAAACUUUACAUCACCUGUUCACUGCGUCCAAAGCCCCAUUGAACCAAACAAAAAUGCUGUAUCUAGCCCAGACACCAAACCUGUAUUUGGAAACAGUAACUUGAAUCAUAAACAAACCCAAAUCAAGUCUUCAAAUGAAAGUUGGAUAAAUAACAACAUAUACCAAACUGAAGACAACCACAUGAAGAAAAGUAUGCUUUGUCUUAAUGAAGAAACUCAGGAUGAAGCACACAUCUAUUCUCUGGGUUCAACCUUAACAGCAGCUAUUGAAUAUGUCAUAGAGCCUGAACUGGAGCCUGAGCUGAGUCAAGAGCUGAAGAUGAUUUUGGAACAGAUGCAGCUAGAGAAACCUGAGGAUAGACCAGAUAUUGAGACUGUUAUUAGGCUUGGUGAAGGAAAUACAAAAUGUGCCUCAGCAGCUAUUUGUCGUAAACUCUCUGCCAUAGGACGAAGAGUGUUAUCAAUUGAAUCAGUUGCUACUUUUCAAGAUGGUUGUGAAAGUCCAUGGAAGGUAAAAGAGCGGCAGGCAGGUGUGGGACGUGAACUGCAAGAUUAUGAACGUAAUCCAGCAGAUGGAUCUUCUAGCACUGAGGAUCUGGUAUUUGACCCUAAUUUAUUGAAGAAUCAGAUUGCAAAUGUGGUUGAAAGAGAGGGAAAAUGUAUGCAAGAUUUAAUGGGGUCUGUGAAAAAAGACUCCACAGUGCAGAACUCAGUUGAAGAGAGAAAAGAAAAUGAGAAACAGUCUCUAUGUAAUGAGGAUCGAGAUACUUUGAAUCUUCAAUCAGAGCUUGAUACCACAUCCAUAGAGCCAAAGAAAAUGUCUCCAGCCAUGAACCUAAAAUUAGCAAAACUAUCAAAGAAAAAAGACUGUCCUCGAGUUGAAUCAAGUACACCUACAGAACAAACCGCUUCAUCACUUUCAGACUUUAACAAAGGUGUAAUCUCUGUGCAAGAUACCACUAGUUUAAAUCCUAUCAAGCAGACAGAAUCUGGGAGGAUAGCGACUAUACUGAAUCAUUCUAAUUCCUAUCAGAGUACUCUUCCUUUUCUUCCAUUUAAAGCCAGCAGAACUGUGUCUGUAACAGACCUUUCUGAAAUAUUGCCAGAAGAAAAAACUGUUCAUGUUCCUAGUCUUGAAAUAUUAACAGAUGACAGCAGCAGAAGUUAUACAAACCCCUCUGAGCCUUUGCUUCCCCAAGAAGAGAUGCACUUUGAAACAACUGAAUCCUCAGGAUAUUUGCCAGUGAAUAACAAAACCACCUCUUCUCCCGUUGAGGUGGAAAACUUUACAUCACCUGUUCACUGCGUCCAAAGCCCCAUUGAACCAAACAAAAAUGCUGCAUCUAGCCCAGACACCAAACCUGUAUUUGGAAACAGUAACUUGAAUCAUAAACAAACCCAAAUCAAGUCUUCAAAUGAAAGUUGGAUAAAUAACAACAUAUACCAAACUGAAGACAACCACAUGAAGAAAAGUAUGCUUUGUCUUAAUGAAGAAACUCAGGAUGAAUGGAUAUCGCUAAAGGACCUUCUCUCUCGUUGUGGUAGACCAUUGUCAGUUAAUGAACUAUGGGCUCUGUGUCACAUAUGCCUUUACACUCUCCAGACCUACAUAGAUUUUCCAGCCUAUUUAUGCCUGGACUCAGUUUAUGUUGGUUGUGAUGGCGAACUCCUGUUUUUAACACCAAAAAACACAGGCACCUGUGAUUCAUUUUACUUGGCACCAGAAUUUCAAGAACACGGCAUUGUUACUGAAAAGGUUUGUGUAUAUGGUGUGGCAGCUAUUCUCUGGGCAGCAGCCAAGUUUAACUUUUCACCAAAUCAAAAGUUAGCAUUGCCAAGAAAGUUAAAGAGGCUGCUGCUUGAGAUGGCAAAAAGAACUCCCAUUGAGAGACCAUCUAUUGCUGCGGCACAGAAGACCUGCAGCGAUGAUCUGUUUCAUCAAGGGACCAAUGCCAAAAAGGUUUGGGUGGAGCUGAUCAACAAUAUUCACCAGACAUUCAAAGGGGACGAUGUAGUAAAACCUCAAGAAGCUGCUGAUAUUCGGCAUACUCCAAGUCAACAUGAAUCUUCAUGUUUCAAGACAGGAUUUGUGCCGAUCGCUGGUGAGAACAAGCUGACUGCUAUAAAGGGUCCAGUUCCUUGUCUGUAUUCUGUAAAUAGCUCUUCCAAUCUGCCUGAUGCCUUCAUGUCUACAGCAACCCACUUCAGACCUAUAAUCCUCACACAGAAUACAGAGACAGCAGGUACCAAAAAUGAAUAUAAAAGUUCUAGUGCCAAACAACAAGUGAAAGCCAUAAAAAAAGCAAUACUGGAAAAGAAAGGACUAGUACUUGUGAGUGACAUUGAAAAUGAUGUUAAUGAGAACGUGAUCAAAGAAAGACGGGAGAACUCGCAAAACAGCACUUUAAGACAACAACAAUGUUCCCCAUCUUCGAAGGAAAACACUUUGGUCAAUUCUGAAUCUUUUCCAGUUCUCCUAAACUCUGCUGGGUGCACGGAUGCUGAAAAAAAGAGUGUUCCAACUGCAACUAGUAGUUCAAGCUCUUCAACUGCUUCAGUAUUACCUAGUAGCCCCGUUGUUAAUAAUUUUUUUCUUAGACAGGAUCCAAAAACUGGACUAAUAAUGUUAUUACCUGUCCAAGUAGCCAUACCAGAGCAGUCCCCAGGCUUGGAAUUUAGCACAGAACCUGGGUCAAGUUCACACCAAAAGCGGUCUUCCCUUCUUGGAGAAACCAAGAACGUAGACCUGGUCGUGAUGUCUGCCAACCCAAAGAGCAAUCUUUGUGAGACCUCUGAUGGCAGUGGUCAUUUAAUUACCCCGGUGAAUCACUACCAUACUCUCAAAGAAAACGCAGCUGAUGUUGAAAGGGCUACGACUUCCCCACCCAUCUCUUCUGUAACUCAGGACAUUCCAGAAAUACUCUCAAAAGGUCACACUGGCAAAAGUGAAGCUAGGCCAGUCGAAAUUGUGGAUUCUUUUGUAGCUUCUUGUGGAGAUGUAACAGUGACACAUCCAUUUGGUUCAAGUUUAUCUUUAGACCAAAGGAGCUCAUCCCUGCAGAAAGUGAUAUGUCUUAUUAAAGAGGAAUUUGCAUUUGAUGGAUACCUGGAAAAUGGAGUUGAAGAUCUUGCAAUGGGAGAGUACAUCCUCUCUCUAAAGGAACUUCAGUUUGGCACAUUUUGCAAUGCAGUAUCUGAGAAAUUCUGUGACCUGUACUGGGAUGAAAGAUUACUAGAGACACUGUACAAAGUCGUCAAUGGAAAGCAUCCUCAAACUUCUCGGAUCUGUUCCAAGUCUGUUAUUAGCUUUGACAGUUCUGCCCAGUUGGCCUCAAAGGUAAAGAAAAAGACAACUUCCCCUGUGAGCAGAAAGCAAAGAAAGUCUCAAGAUAUUUGUGAGAAGAGUCCCAUUGAUCUGCAGAGAAAUGUACCUCUGAACCAGAGACAGCUUCCCGGACACUUGCCGUCCCUACCAGCAACUGGAACCUUAUAUUUACCAAAUGAAAGGUGCACUGAGGAAGGAACACAGACCUCUGACAGUGCCAGUCCAGAUUUGAGUAAUAAUGCUUGUAAUAGCCUACCCAGACUUGAGCUGAAAACCAAGAUAGGAAACCAAGUCAGUCCCCUUGUUACAAGGCAGUCUGAAACAGAGCCAGAUAAGGAAUCCCUCCCUGAUACAGAGGUAGAAUUACCCUGGAAAGAUACAUUUGAUGAGAUGGACUUGAAAGAUCUUCAUCCAGAUAGCAAUGAUGAAAAUCCUAGAAAUCCUGAGCCCUCACCUCUGUCUGGAAAAGAGGAAUAUGUUUCCAGCACAGCUUGUACUUUAGGGGAAAAGGAUCAACUGAGUCUAGAUUAUACAGAGGAGAUUGAAGAUACUGAUUCUGUGAGCUCAGGAAGAAUGCCUGAAAAUAGCCGUUCUUCAUCCCCCUUUCAAACAUAUGUUCGAAAGUGCAAUCCAGGCUGGACUAGUGUGUUUUACGGGGCUGAUUGCUUUGGGGAAGAGGUUCUGAAUUACGUGAAGAAGCUUGGCAGGAGAAAUGAGGCACAGUGCAUGGAUGUUAAAAUGUUGAAGUCUGUCAUAGAACAAGACCUUAACCAGGAGCUUCAGCAGCAGCUGAUGAUAGAGACAAAGAAUCUGAAAAAGACCAGAACAUUCUACCAAAAACUCUUGCACCAAGAUAGACGAAACAAAGGUUCGGAAGCCAAAAUCAUGUUACCGAAACUGAAAGGCCAAUUGGAAGAAAUGAGAUCCAAAGUAGAAUUUCUGGAAUUAAUUAAAAAAUACCUGGAGAUUUUGUGUAUGGAGCAGUGGGGUCUGGAUACCUCCCUCCUCCCUUCCCUGGCAAACUCUGGAUCAGGGGCUGCAAUUCUGAAUCCUGAAGACAACUCACUGCUAACUUUCCAAUCAGUGAAAGUAAGCGGGAAAAUCAGCCAAAACAAAACAAGAAUGCUACAGGCGGGAACACCACUUGGACUUAUGUGCUACCUUUAUGCUAGGUAUGCAGUUCUGGAUGGUUACAUGCACCAGUUCCUUUACACAUUUCGUUAUUUCUGUACACCAAAGGAGUUUCUUCAGUUUUUGAUUGAUACAUUGAACAGUGCAGUCAGCUCAAAUCAAGGGUACUCAUCUGAUUGCUCAAAGGUAUACAACCGCACAUUAGAUCUAGUGCAAGCAUGGGUUGAAGAUUGCUACCAAGUGGACUUUGUGCCUGAUUCCAGUCUCUUAAACACGCUGGAAGAUUUCAUUUCAGCUAAGGUCAUUCCAUUGGACAAUCGAGGUGAGCAUUUACUAGCAUUGCUACACAGUGCCCCUAAGAAAAAGAGGUCCCACAGUGAACCAAGUGAAGAUGACACAAAGUCAGUUCAUUCCUUGUGUCGAAAAAUAUCAACUGAGGACACUUCUAGAAAGAGUUUUCACUUGAGAGUAUCUAAAGGGGGAGAAGCAAUUAGUCCAGUGCAGAAAGAACAGUAUUCUAUUGCAGCAGCCUUACCCAGACCCUGUUACUCUUCCCUCAUUGACGAGCUCUCAAGUUCAUGUCUGAGAACAGAAGAAAAGUAUCCAUUAUUUCAAAGUGAAUAUAGCACACAACAAAUUGUGCACCAGCUUACUUUGCUUCAGCAGGAAAUGUUUCAAGAAUGCCAUCCGGUUCAUUUUCUUAAUUCAAGAGCACUUGGUGUUAAAGACAAAACACUACAUAUUACAAAAACUUUUGGUCAGGACACUUUUCCACUAGAGGGCAGCAGUCUCUUUGCUUCAGAAUCUUCACAAGACAGAUACCUGCUGCAGCUUCUGAGAUACGCAGACAAUGUCAGUAACUGGGUCUCUGCAGAAAUUGUCAUCUGUGAUACGCCAAAGGCACAGGCUGUAUUACUGUCAACAUUUCUCCAUACUGCAAAGCUUUGUUUCGAAUUAAGAAAUUUUGCCACAGCAAUGCAUAUCCUUUGUGGACUUGAAAACGUAAUAGUCAGACAGUUACCUGCAUGGAAGAACCUUUCUUCAAAAGUUUCUGAAAUCAUGGAGGAGCUGAAUGCUGUUCAGGUGUUCUUAAAAAGUGAUAAUCUCUGUUUAAUGGAAGGAGACAGAUUUAAAAAGCUACCAACCAUCCCUUCAGCUCACCUCCUGGCCAUGCAUGUUCAGCAGCUUGAAAUUGGUGCAUUGACAAUGGCAAAUGGUGCCUAUAAAUGGCCUAAACUCAGGAAUAUAGCAAAGGUAGUGAGCCAGGUUCAUGCCUUUCAAGAAAAUGUGUAUACAUUUGUUCCUGACUUGGAUCUGCAAGCUUACCUGAGACAUCGCAUUGCUCAUUUCAGCCAGACUGACAUUCCUCUUCUUGCUGCAGAGAACAACACUAAUUUUCAUCAGAUACCAACUGAGAAGCAUUCUCGGAAGAUUCACGACACAUUACGGAGAAUGAAGGCAACAUUUCAGUAACUUCCACUGUUGAAAGAUGUUUUGGAGAUAAUUUGCAUUUAAAGCUUAUCUGUGACUUGCAGACAGGGAGACAAUCCACAUUUUAAACCUACUAUACUUCUUGCUGUGUCUAAUUUACAUUUAAAUUGAAGUGCCAGCCCCUAUUCUAUAUUUAUGCCUGCAAUAUGACAUAUACCUAUCUGUGGUUUUAAGUGGCUUCUGUCGCCCCAUUACCUCCAUGUGGUCAUUGUUAUUUCUGUGGGGGUGGAGGCUAUAACGGUUCUACAGUCUUGUCCACUAGCCAGUCAGGUCAGCAAUGUGGGUAUAUAGACUAACGGCUCCUAAACAAAGAGAAACAAUGACAAAAUGUAUUUUCUUUCUGUUACCGCCCAAUGUUAUUUUUAUGUUUUUAUGUGUGUGUGUGUAUAUAUAUAUAUAUAUAUAUAUAUAUAUAUAUAUAUAUAUAUAUAUACACACACACAGUACUGUGUUAACUUAUUAGUGGCUUGCAUACAGAAUAAUAUAAUGUACAGUUAAUCAGUUAAUACAGUUUUAGAAAAUCACAAGCUUUCACUGUAAUCCUGUUCUCCACUCUAUUAAAAAAUAUAUAAAAAUCAUACUUCUGUUUUCAGCAUGUGCUAAAGUAGAAUGCGAGUCCACUACUUAUAAUGUCACUUUCCACUUUUUCUAACAGUACAUUAAAAAAAAAAAAAUACAACUAAUGUAACAGAAUUGCGAUAUAUAUAUAUGUAUGUGCAAACCAAUGAAAAACAUUCAAUUUAUAAAGCACGUUUUAUGUCCCGGAGACUUUGCUGUGUACAUUUUAAAUACCUUUACAGUUCUGAUAACAGCAGUCAUAUUUAAGGGUUGAAAGUUGACAUUGUAAAAUUGGGACCAAAAAUUAAGCCUGUCAAGUGUGAUGGGUUUUAAUUUAGGUGUUAAGGUCAGGGUUCAAGACUAAGGAAAUGUAUUCCUAGUUGUUUAUUCUAUUAAAAUAUUCUACAAAUUGAAAUAUGGAUAUGGUGAGUAUUUUAGUAUGAUAAAGAAAUGUUAACGAAACACAGCUUCGUAGGACCAUUGUAGUCUGUUUUAUAAUGUGAAAUAUAUUCUACUGUUUAUUUCACUAUGUGUAUAUUCUAAGGUAACUGAAUGCAUGCUUUGUUUGCAUAAUAUGAAAAAAAUGCACCAUGAGCAAAGAUGUAUGUAUUUUAUUCAACAUUAGUUAGUCAAAAUAAUCACUUAUGGUGGUGUUAAGGUAAUCCUAAGCAAUGGGAUCUAAAUCAUGGUUUUAAAACUACUUUUUGAAUGGAGAGUUAAUGAUGUAAUAAAAUGAAUAUUUAAUUCUA
Molecule: messenger RNA, 9234 nt
Organism: Acipenser ruthenus (sterlet)
Lineage: Eukaryota; Metazoa; Chordata; Actinopteri; Acipenseriformes; Acipenseridae
Product: kinase non-catalytic C-lobe domain-containing protein 1
Exons: 35
Coding region: 533-7909 (2458 amino acids)
Biological process (GO): small GTPase-mediated signal transduction
Molecular function (GO): guanyl-nucleotide exchange factor activity
Source: RefSeq, a predicted model, not a curated record